Molecule: messenger RNA, 1038 nt
Organism: Fusarium graminearum PH-1
Lineage: Eukaryota; Fungi; Ascomycota; Sordariomycetes; Hypocreales; Nectriaceae
Exons: 2
Coding region: 1-1038 (345 amino acids)
Cellular component (GO): mitochondrion
Molecular function (GO): hydrolase activity, acting on acid anhydrides, in phosphorus-containing anhydrides
Source: RefSeq, a predicted model, not a curated record
AUGUAUUUCCGACAAGAGUCAUCAUCAGCAAAUAAACCUCCACCUUCAGUACCGCGACCAAGCUCCUCAGUGCUCCUUUUGUCACCGGCUAAUGAGGUCCUCUUGCUUCACCGCGUCCAUACGUCUUCUUCGUUUGCCUCAGCCCACGUCUUCCCGGGUGGAAACUUGGACCCUUACCAUGACGGUGCCAUCCCCGAUGAGGGAUCACCAGAGAGGCACCAGGAUGGGCUCGCAUACAGAAUAGGUGCAAUCAGGGAGACAUUUGAAGAAACAGGUAUUUUACUGGCGAGGAAGAACAACGAGCUUGUAAAUCUGGACGUCAAGGACAGAGACGCUGCGAGGAAGAUGAUUCAUGGGAAUCAAGUCAAGUUUCUGGAGUGGCUCGAGUCAGUAGGCGCUGAGCCAGAUCUUGAUGGCCUCAUUCCGUUCACACGCUGGGUCACACCGGCAACCAACAACAAGCGCUUCACGACACAGAUGUAUCUUUAUAUGCUCCCACAGUCACGUAGCGAUAUGCCAUCUGAGAUGCUCAUCCCUACACCUGACAAUGGAAUCGAGCACACAGCCGCGCUCUUCGCACCAGCGCAAUCCUUCCUAUCUCGGGCCUCGACCAACAGUAUCAUUCUCUUCCCGCCACAAUACUUCCUCUUAAAACUGGUUACCAAGAUCAUAACGAGCUCUUCGGAAGGCACGGGACCGCAGCAUAUUUCAGAACAAAGGGAGCAGCUGCUAUCGUUCCUUAAACAAGUGCCCACGACAGAGACGGAGAAGGGCAAGCAACACAAAACAUCCAUGAUUCCCUGGGCCGAUAAAGUUAUGAGCCCACAUAACUUGUUCAUAAGAAAACAGGAUAAGAGGAUUGUAUUGGGACUGGAUAAACCAGGACCUGAGCUCAGAGAUUCAGAGAGAGGAGGGGACUGGGAACGUGUGGUUCUCGUCAAUUUCGGCAAAGGGGGACCGACCAACGUCGAAGUAAGGGGGAGAGAAGAAGUCCUGGAAGAAGAGAGACAGAGUAAAUCUCAAGAGGAGAGGCUAUGA